Messenger RNA from Orycteropus afer afer, 1071 nucleotides. RefSeq names its product TERF1 interacting nuclear factor 2 (gene TINF2). Gene Ontology annotation, biological process: regulation of telomere maintenance via telomere lengthening; telomere capping. NCBI's taxonomy places the organism in Eukaryota, Metazoa, Chordata, Mammalia, Tubulidentata, Orycteropodidae. Gene Ontology annotation, molecular function: telomeric repeat DNA binding. Gene Ontology annotation, cellular component: shelterin complex. The record is from RefSeq and is a predicted model, not a curated record.
AUGGCCACGCCCCCGGGAGCCGGUGCUGCAGCUCUGCGUUUUGCUGCCGCAGCCAGCUGGCAAGUCAUGCGUGGACGCCGGGUGGCGCUGUUUCCACAAGUACUGGAGUUUCUGCAGUCCCUCCGCUCUGCUGCCCCAGGCCUAGUUCGCUACCGGCACCAUGAACGCCUGUGUAUGGGCCUAAAGGCCAAGAUGGUGGUGGAAUUGAUCCUGCAGGGCCGGCCGUGGUCCCAAGUCUUGAAUGCCCUGAAUAACCACUUCCCAGAGUCUGGACAACUAGUGUGGACUCCCAAAACUACAAAACAAGAUUUGACGAAGAUCUUGGAAGCACAGGAAACCUUUUGUCAUCAGGUUAAGCAGUUGGCAAAGGACCGUGUGGAUUUGGCCUCAAAGCUGCAGGAACUGGAACAAGAGUAUGGGGAACCUUUUCUGGCUGCCAUGGAAAAGCUGUUUUUUGAAUACUUGUGUCGUCUGGAAAAAGCACUACCUGCACUACAGGCACAACAGCUUCAGGAUGUGCUGAGUUGGAUGCAGCCUGGAGUUUCUAUCACCUCUUCUUUUGCCUUGAGCCAAUAUGUUGUGGACAUGGGGUGGCCACUUCCAGAGUGCUCUAUUACAAAUUCAGUGACCAUGACAAAGCCCAUGAAGCCAAAUCCUCCUCAGCAACCAAAACUAGCACUCUGCAGUUCUCUGCCAAAAGCCAAGCGUAGCCCAUACCUUCCUCAGGAACCAGCCUCAAAGCGGCAUCCAGAACCCUUGACUGGCCAUCACUUCAACCUGGCCCCUAUAGGCCGGCGAAGAACCCAGUCUCGAUGGCCGUCCACUAGAGGGGGCCGUAAGGAGCGCCCCACAGUCAUGUUGUUCCCCUUUAGGAAUCAGGGCUCAUCAGCCCAAGUCACAACUAAGCCUGAGAACAGAAGGCAACAUGGCACACACACAGCAGAUCCAGCAGGUGCUGUGGGCACAAGGACAGCCUCCUCUGCAAAGCCCAAGAGUCCAUCCCAAGCCUCAGGGGAAAGAGCUCUAAAGGAUAACGCCGUUGACUCAACUGCAUCAGAGCAGAAGGAGUGA